Musa acuminata subsp. malaccensis (wild Malaysian banana) is the source of this 2939-nucleotide messenger RNA. RefSeq names its product cyclic nucleotide-gated ion channel 1. Gene Ontology annotation, biological process: transmembrane transport; potassium ion transport. Gene Ontology annotation, molecular function: voltage-gated potassium channel activity. Gene Ontology annotation, cellular component: membrane. The record is from RefSeq and is a predicted model, not a curated record. NCBI's taxonomy places the organism in Eukaryota, Viridiplantae, Streptophyta, Magnoliopsida, Zingiberales, Musaceae.
ACCUCGGGGCCCGCCGCUACCCCCGAGAUGGAUACCUUAUUCCGGACGCCGAAUCCUCUCACCCGCAGCGAUCGCCUUCGCUCGUCGAGGGAUCGAGGAUGGAUAUGGUAUCCGGGCGGAUACCCACCACGGGACGCGAUAUUCCACCGUUCCCCCCGGGGCGCCGCUCCCUGCUGAACCAGUCCACGUCCAGAGAAGCAUCGACGAAAUUUCUCUGCUCUUUAAAUUAUGGCAACUACUCCAAUACUAUAAUGCUUGGUGGCAGUUAAUCGCCUUCUCAAUGACGCCAAGAAAGUAAACCUCCCAGCGAGUGGAGGACGACUUCUUCUCGAUCGCAGACCAGGAGGAGAACAGCCUGUAGUUCUUGUUCUUGCUGCUUUCCACUACUUCUUGAAAAAGGCUGGUGAUUAGUUUAGUCUGUGCAAUAGAUGCUGGUGUUCGUGAUCAUGAAAUUCAGUUCUCUUUAGUAGGCACUGCACUACAAUUAAGCUGAAGCUAUGAAUCAUCGGGAGGAUAAAUUUGUGAGGUUUCAUGACUGGAGUUCAGAGCAAUCCCUGGAUUCAGAAAGGGCUUUUUUAGGCAGAAAACAGAGAAGUCUUAGUUCAGUAAAAAGGAUUUUUCAAGGAGGAUUUGAUUGGGUUAGAAGCAUUUUUAAGUUUCAGUCUUCUACAAAUUCAUCUGCGGGGGUACCAAAGUCUAAAAAGAAAGUUCUAGAUCCUCAAGGACCGUUUCUUCAAAGGUGGAACAAAAUAUUUGUCAUAUCCUGCAUAGUUGCUGUGUCUGUGGACCCCUUGUUCUUCUACAUUCCAGUUAUUGAUGGUGACAAUAAUUGUCUUUAUUUGGAUAAAAAACUAGAAAUUGCUGCAAGUGUACUGCGGUUUUUCACAGAUAUCUUCUACUUGGUCCAUAUUGUUUUUCAAUUUCGAACUGGGUUCAUCGCUCCUUCAUCUAGGGUAUUUGGAAGGGGAGUUUUGGUCAAAGAUUUGUCAGCAAUAGCCAAGCGAUAUUUAUCAUCAUAUUUCCUAAUUGACAUUCUUGCUGUUUUUCCACUUCCACAGAUUAUGAUAUUGCUCAUAAUACCCAAACUUGAAGGUUCAGCACUCCUGAAUGCAAAGAAUGCACUGAUGUUUGCUGUUAUAUUCCAAUACGUGCCAAGAGUUCUUAGGAUCAUACCGUUGUAUCUUGAAGUUACAAGAUCUGCUGGUAUAAUUGCUGAAACAGCAUGGGUUGGAGCUGCUUUUAACCUUUUACUUUACAUGCUUGCAAGUCAUAUACUGGGAGCAUUUUGGUAUUUUCUUUCUAUAGAACGUGAAGGCACUUGUUGGGGAAAAGCUUGUGCCCAACAUGAUUGCAAAAUUGACUCUUUAAUCUGUGGACAGCAAAACAACCAGAAUAAUGGUUUCCUGGGAGGUGAUUGCCCUAUAAGUCCCAAAAAUGGGACUAUCUUUGACUUCGGAAUAUAUCUACAAGCUCUGCAAAAUGUUGUUCGAUCAGAAAAGUUCUUGGAGAAGUUUUUUUAUUGCUUUUGGUGGGGGCUUCAAAAUCUAAGUUCUCUUGGACAAAACCUUAAAACAAGCACUUACAUUUGGGAGAAUAUUUUUGCUGUUUGUGUUUCCAUCUUUGGCUUAGUUCUGUUUGCGCUUCUCAUUGGCAAUAUGCAGACAUAUCUACAAUCAACUACUGUCAGAAUAGAAGAAAUGAGAGUAAAAAGGAGAGAUGCAGAGCAGUGGAUGUCUCACCGAUCCCUUCCUGAGAGCCUAAAGGAGAGAAUACGCCGUUAUGAGCAGUAUAGGUGGCAAGAAACAAGAGGAGUAGAUGAAGAGCAUCUUCUUCAUAACCUUCCUAAAGACCUUCGAAGGGAUAUAAAGCACCAUCUCUGCUUAUCACUCCUCAAGCGGGUUCCGAUGUUUGAGAAGAUGGAUGAUCAACUCAUCGAUGCCAUGUCUGAUCGUUUGAAACCAGUUUUAUACACUAAAUGCAGCUGCAUCGUUCGUGAAGGAGACCCAGUAAAUGAAAUGCUCUUUAUUAUGCGAGGAAAGCUAGAGAGCAUGACCACUAAUGGUGGAAGAACUGGAUUUUUCAAUUCAGACAUUCUGAAGGCUGGAGAUUUCUGCGGGGAAGAGCUUCUGACCUGGGCUCUAGACCCUUACUCAUCAUCCAGCCUCCCUAUCUCGACAAGGACAGUUAAGACACUAUCUGAAGUCGAAGCUUUUGCUCUGAUGGCUGAUGAUCUGAAGUUUGUUGCUACACAAUUCAGAAGGCUGCAUAGCAAACAACUGCAGCAUUCAUUUAGAUACCAUUCGCAGCAAUGGAGGACAUGGGCUGCUUGUUUUAUACAGGCAGCUUGGCGUAGAUACUCGAGAAAGAAGCUUGAAGACUCUUUGCAUGAAAAGGAGAAAAGGUUGCAGGCUGCAAUGGUCAGCGGCGGUGCUAGUUCACCGAGCCUUGGCGCCGCGCUGUACGCUUCGAGGUUUGCAGCGAAUGUGCUGCGCAACUUGCGCCGACACAAGAGCAGGAAGGCCCCUCCUUUGAUGCUAUUGCAGAAGCCAGCAGAGCCUGAUUUUUCUGCUGAAUAAGCAUUGGUGCAUAGCCUCCCGCCGAAUUGUUCUUCUUGCUCCUAGUUACUACCGUACUCGUGCCUUUCCAAAAAAAAUUUUGUUUUUCUAAAUAUAUAUUCAAAAGAAUGUAGCAGCAAGUUAUGGUGUAUAUAUCAAGUUGACUAGGUCAUUUCAUUCUAUGUCAACCACCUGGGUUAGUUGUGCAGCUAUACAUGUAUUCUGGUUAGAUGUCAAAGUUCCCAUGAAAGACUGGUGUAGAAAGAUAUGAAAACUUAUGUUGGGGAUGUGGAAUUAUGCUACUUGUAGAUUGUGAAUUAUAACAGAAGCAUUCUUGUAUUGAUUUCUCAAGCUAAGAUGGCUCCAGUGAUAAUUUCAUGGUCA